AUGUGGAAACGGUGGACUCGAGAGUAUGUGCGAAGCCUCCGUGAACGUCAUGUAAACGGGGGAGGUCACCAAGCGUCAGUGCCAAGAAAGGGAUCAGCCAUGAUCAUCCAAGAUGAUAACAAGAACCGAAAAACGUGGAAACUCGGGAUCGUUGUAGAUAUGAUUAAAGGAAAGGACGAUGUCGUACGGGGAGCUAAAGUUAAAACAGCGAACGGAGUACUGGAAAGAGCAAUCCAGCAACUAUACCCUCUUGAGUUGACUUGCGACGAUAACCACUUCCAGAAACCUAAUCCCCAGGCACCCACCUUCGUUCCACGAGCGAUGAGAGACGCAGCUGCCGCUGCAAGUUUACGAAUCGAGCAACAAGCUGAGGAAGACAUACGAGAGACAUAACUUUCCAAGAGAAACUUUUGUAGUUCAAAUUGACAAUUUAUUAUAUGACAUUAAUAUUUCAGUUUUGUUUAGAAAUCACGAGAGGACAAUAACGAAGUCAGUCUCAAGUGGACAUAUACCUCUUCAACGAGCUAUAUGGGGGAGUGUGUUGAGAACUGACAGAUAAGCCUUUACAAUUAUGUAUUACAUAGAUAGAAUAGUUAUUAGUAUUAGUACUAGCAAUAUCAAUUAUUAUUAGGGAUAUCACGUGACACUGUAACAAGAGAUGAGUGAGAAUAGGUAGUGACUAGGGACACGCUGUGAGUGCAUCGAGCACGAGUAUUGUUGUUGUUGUAGAAUUAUAUUUUUAUUAAAUGGUUUUUAUUUUGUGACUUGUCGAGGACUACAGUUUGGAGGCAACAUUCUCGACA
Molecule: messenger RNA, 803 nt
Organism: Paramuricea clavata
Lineage: Eukaryota; Metazoa; Cnidaria; Anthozoa; Malacalcyonacea; Plexauridae
Source: the annotation of a GenBank genome assembly